CACCGUCCCAUCCCCCUCCCGAAGAGAAGCUCGGCCCCUUGCCCUGUCUCAGUCAAGCGUGCAGCACCUUCGUCCCGUCUGUCAAUGAACAAAAAAAAAAAAAUAGCAAAUCCAAUGCGGUUAUGUUCCUACGAGAAAGUUGUUCCAGCCUUUCCCUAAUUCCGCUACCAAAGUGACAUAGAUCAUCCGUUCGUCCCGAGGUUUCUCCCCUUAGUCUAGCUUGGUCGAGCUAGAUAUUAGUGUCUACUGCACGCCUCAGCGCGAGCUGUACCUUUUUUCACCCCUAAUUUUGUUCAGAUCUCAUACAUUCCGUGCUUUGUUGAUUGUUAUAACACGUGGUGCGCAAAACAUAAGUCUAAAGCCAUCCUGCGGCUUUUGCUUGGCAUUUUCCCACACAGCCAGCCGGUUCGCUCUUUUUGCCAUUUCGAUUCAUACCUGAUUACGCGCGAAGGAUACGAGGGACAAUCUGGUUCCUGCACAUCCGGCAUCCAACUUUUGGACGCCGCAGAACAGUUCGCUGGGAAGCACCUUUUGUGACACAACGGAUCCAUGGCUUACAUACCGGCUGCGAUCACCGGGCCCGUCGCCAGGGGCACCGAGGUCCUGCGCGAGUCGCUCGGGAGCCUGACCUGGGGCCCGGCAAUGGCCCUCGCCAGACCGGCGGUUGAGGCCGUCUUCUCGCAGAUCGAGAUUGGGACUCUACUGCUGGUCGACGAGCCGGGCGGCCGUCGGAUCGUCUACGGCCAGAAGCUGCCGGAUAGGAGCAACGGGACCAAGCUGGACGAGGAGCCGCUCCCAACCCGGCCUAGUGGUGUGCGGAAGGCUACGACUAUCCCACGCGUUGAGCUCGUGGUCAAGCGCGAUGCGUUCUGGAUGCGCUUGUUCUUGUUCGCCGAUAUGGGGUUGGCCGAAGCUUAUAUGCUCGGCGACGUUGAAUGUGCCGACCUGACGUCUUUCUUCCAGCUAUUCAUUGUGAACCGAGACCAGAUGGGCAACGGCACGACGCGCUUCUCAGCUAUAUCUGGAGCCAUUACCAGCCUUGCCAGGACGACCAACACCCUGUCCAACUCCCUACUAAACAUCUCGGCUCAUUACGACAUCAGCAAUGAGAUGUUUGCUGCGUUUCUCUCCCCGGACAUGACCUACUCGUGCCCAGUAUGGAAAUCGGUCACGGACGGAUCCGACGAGCAGGAGGAGUCUCUCGAAGCAGCACAGUUGACCAAACUGCGCAGGUUCAUCACUGGAGCACGCAUCAAAUCGACAGACCACGUGCUGGAAAUCGGAACCGGCUGGGGAUCCUUCGCCAUCGAGGCUGUCAAGGCGACGGGCUGCCGUGUCACCAGUCUCACCCUCUCCAAGGAGCAAAAGGCGCUGGCGGAGGCUAGGAUAGCCGACGCUGGGCUCUCUGACCGGAUCGAGGUUCUGCUAAAGGACUACCGAGCGCUGGAGGCACCAGAGGGUCGGCCGUUUGACAAGAUAGUCUCGAUCGAGAUGCUCGAAGCGGUCGGGCAGGAAUUCCUUAGCACGUACUUUGCCUGCAUCGACAGGUUACUGAAGAAAGAUGGUGGUAUUGCCAUGUUUCAGUGCAUCACGAUGCCAGAAGGCCGACAUGAGGCUUACUCCAAGAGCGAAGACUUUAUAAACCACUAUAUUUUCCCAGGUGGUUACCUCCCCUCGAUCACACAGUUGUUGAACCACAUCAGCAAAGAAUCCCAGGGGACUCUGAUUGUCGAGGGUGUCGAAAAUAUCGGCGGGCAUUACAGCAAAACCCUGCGUCUAUGGAAGGAGGCGUUCCUAGAAAACUUUGACUCCAAGAUCAAGCCUGCGCUCAAGACCGAGCACGCGGGCAUGACAGAUGAGGCGAUUGCUGUUUUUAAGAACAAGUGGGAGUACUAUUUUACCUAUUGCGAGGCUGGCUUCCUCACAAAGACGCUUGGGGACGUGAUAAUAGCGGUCGGACGCGAGGGUGCCCUGGAACUGAUGGAGGGAAUCCCGCUAUGAUUUUGUAUAUUGCUCCUGGGUUUUGUGGUAAUAGCCACCUUUAGACUUUGAGAUAGAAAUGGCUUCGCUUGUUGGUUCUAAAUAGUCGAAGACGACAGACGUUUCAAUUCUUCCGCUUCUUCUUCGUUGUCUUUUUAUUCGAUGAAGAACCGCCGCUGGCACCUGGG
This is a messenger RNA of Pyricularia oryzae 70-15, 2168 nucleotides long. Its product is annotated as cyclopropane-fatty-acyl-phospholipid synthase. The transcript has 4 exons. Bases 550 to 2001 code for a protein of 483 amino acids. The record is from RefSeq and is a predicted model, not a curated record. Lineage: Eukaryota; Fungi; Ascomycota; Sordariomycetes; Magnaporthales; Pyriculariaceae.